Messenger RNA from Musa acuminata subsp. malaccensis (wild Malaysian banana), 1934 nucleotides. RefSeq names its product protein neprosin. Lineage: Eukaryota; Viridiplantae; Streptophyta; Magnoliopsida; Zingiberales; Musaceae. The record is from RefSeq and is a predicted model, not a curated record.
CGAGAGAGUGAGGGAGGGGGUGGGGGUGAGACAUUCGCAUCUUUUAUGGUCAAUCGCUGCGUGGGUUCACGGAGCGAGAUAGAGCGAGAGAGUACUUUUUAGACUACGCACCUGCCUUCCUUCCCAUUUUUCACAGUCCAACGGAUAGAUACAUCAUGUCAGAGGCACCGAGAAAAGACUAGAGAGAGAGAGAGAGAGAGAGAGAGAGAGAGAGUGUGUGUGUGUGUGUCUGUGCGUGUUUGGGGUUCUUGAGGAUCAGGAAGGGUGAAAAGAGGAUUUACGUUGCGGCCAAAAUGGCGGCGAGGGUGGAAGAAUCAAGAGGAAGAGGAACUGAACUGUGGAAAUAGCAGUUGCUCUGGAGAGCGAGCGAGCGAGAAGGGGAGCAAGGAGGAGGAUGGCGGCACGCGUUAGCGCGAGGCACGUGAUGGUGUGGCUACUGGUGGCGGCGGCGGCGACCUGCUUCUCGUGCGCCGGUGCCGGGAGCGUGCGGCGGGCACCGGCGACGAGGCAGAGGUUGGAGGUGCAGCGGCACCUCAAGAGGCUCAACAAGCAGGCUGUCAAGAGCAUAAAGAGCCCGGAUGGAGAUAUCAUAGACUGUGUGCACAUCUCCCACCAGCCAGCCUUUGAUCACCCUUUCCUCAAGAACCACACUAUCCAGAUGAGGCCAGCUUUCCACCCAGAAGGCCUACUGUUUGAUGAGAGCAAGGUUGCAUCACAGAAGAAGACGCCUUCAAUGGCUCAGCUCUGGCAUCAAAAUGGGAGGUGCCCUGAGGACACCAUCCCCAUCAGGAGGACAAAGAGGGAUGAUGUGCUGAGGGCCAGCUCUGUCAAAAGGUAUGGUAAGAAGAAGCACAGGAGCAUCCCAAACCCAUUGUCCAUUGAUCCUGACCUUCUCAAUGAGAGUGGCCAUCAGCAUGCAAUUGCUUAUGUAGAGGGGGAUACAUAUUAUGGAGCCAAGGCCACCAUAAAUGUGUGGGAGCCAAGGAUUCAGCAGUCUAAUGAGUUCAGUCUGUCUCAGCUCUGGAUUCUGGGGGGCUCCUUUGGGGAGGACCUCAACAGCAUUGAAGCUGGUUGGCAGGUCAGCCCAGAUCUGUAUGGGGAUAACAACACAAGACUCUUUACUUACUGGACUAGUGACUCCUAUCAAGCAACAGGCUGCUACAACCUACUCUGCUCUGGAUUCAUUCAAAUCAACAGUGAGAUUGCAAUGGGUGCGGCAAUCUAUCCACUCUCUCGAUAUGGUGGUUCCCAAUAUGAUAUCAGUAUACUUGUUUGGAAGGAUCCAAAGGAAGGGCAUUGGUGGAUGCAGUUUGGGAACGACUAUGUGCUAGGUUACUGGCCUUCUUUCCUUUUCUCUUACUUGGCGGACAGUGCUUCCAUGGUGGAAUGGGGAGGGGAAGUUGUGAACUCAGAACCAGAUGGUGAGCACACCUCGACCGAGAUGGGCAGUGGCCAUUUCCCUGAAGAAGGAUUCGGCAGAUCAAGCUACUUCAGAAACAUACAGAUAGUUGAUGAAUCCAACAAUUUGAAGGCACCUAGAGGAGUUGGCACCUUCACUGAGCAAUCCAACUGCUAUGAUGUGCAGACAGGCAAUAGUAAUCACUGGGGGCACUUCUUCUACUAUGGCGGUCCUGGUAGAAACUCUAAUUGUCCAUAGAAACUCAAACUCCUCACUUCUUUGUAUACUUUGGCAUCAUAUAAUCAUCCUUUUUAACUGGUAGGGCUCUCUUAAUGAGUGGUUUUAGUUCCCUGUGUCACUUUGACCAUAUAAUCUCUCCAUAGAAGAGCAUGGAGGGAUAAAGCUGAAGCUUCUGUAAGAGAAUCAAGCUUGUGGUUGUCUUGUUCCAGCCAUUUGGUGUCUUUGUAACUUUGGAGUCCUUUGUUCUGUUUUAUCAUGACAGUGAAUGAGAUUUUGUGUCUGCUUGGUUAAAGCA